Oncorhynchus nerka (sockeye salmon) is the source of this 3965-nucleotide messenger RNA. Its product is annotated as divergent protein kinase domain 2A. The record is from RefSeq and is a predicted model, not a curated record. The transcript has 4 exons. The coding region runs from base 685 to 1980 and encodes 431 amino acids. Lineage: Eukaryota; Metazoa; Chordata; Actinopteri; Salmoniformes; Salmonidae.
GUGUUGAAAAAGUCCGAGCGGAAUCUAUUGUGGAGAUGUUGGAGACAGAGAGACAGAGACAUAUUGUUCUUCUACGGAGCUACACGCCGAAACCGGUAGAAAAAUGGAUACUAAAAACACGACAUUUCAUUAACUGCAAAUAUUACAUUUGGUGAAAUCCGAAAGAUCCUGUUAGACGAAUGGGUUCAUUAUUAAGAGCCGACAUCACAACUGUUACUUUCACUAGCUAGCAGGCUAGCAGACUAGCUCCAAUGGCUGCAUGCUUGGAAUGGAUAGCUCGUUGAAACUAUUCUCUAGUAAGGAUUUAUAUUGUCAAUGGAAUAAACAUCAUCAUCUUGUCGUCGUCGGUAAUCUAAAGUAACGAUCUCCGUAGAGUGAUUGUCUCGACUGAACGGUACCGUUCACACACCGCGGACACAACAAGAAACAAGAAGAAAGUCACAUACAGGCUCACCGGUCGAGGCUCAAGGUUCAACAGACAGACGGGGAGAACAUGACUCGCAGACCUGUGCCAGAUCUUUGCAUGGGGCCCACUGUGCCAGCCUCACCCCUACCAGGCCCUCUGAUACCCCGGUGAAACAUGACCGAGAGGCUGUGAGGCUAGGAUAGCCACCCUGUCCCCCCCGUCCCGACAAUACUCUCAACAGUUCCCCCUAACCCCUAAACUCCCCAUCCUGUCCCACCAUGCUGCGUUUCCUGCCUCUGAAGCUGGGUCGCCUCUACCGUUGUCUGAAGCUUCUGCUGGUGGUGGGUCUGUUUGUUAUCCUCCUGAUGAACACCCACAACCUGUUCGCCUCCUUCCAGAAGAACGAGCUGACGGACCGCCGCUUCAUCAACCUCAACAAGUGCCCCGCCUGCUUCGGCACCAGCUGGUGCAGGAAGUUCAUGAACGGCCAGGUGUCUUUCGAGACCUGGGGACGCCUGCGCUUCCUGGAUGUCUUCAACGUCAAGAACGUGUACUUCGCCCAGUAUGGAGAGCCGCGCGAGGGGACGAGGCGCGUGGUGCUCAAACGCCUGGGGUCCAAUCAGGAGCUGGCGGACAUCGACCAGAAGAUCUGUAAGAGAGCUACUGGCCGUCCGCGCUGCGACCUCAUCCAGGCCAUAUACAAGACUGAGUUCGCCAGGCUGAACGGGGACGUGAGGCUGCUGACCCCUGAGGUGGUAGAGGGCUGGUCUGACCUGGUGCACUGCCCCUCCCAGAGGCUGCUGGACAGGGUGGUGCGACGUUAUGCCGAAACCAAAGACUCUGGCAGCUUCCUGCUGAAGAACCUGAAGGACACCGAGAGGAUGCAGUUACUGAUGACCCUGGCCUUCAACCCUGAGCCCCUCCUACUACAGAGUUUCCCGUCAGACGAGGGCUGGCCGUUCGCCAAGUACCUGGGAGCGUGUGGUCGCGUGGUGGCGGUGAACUACGUCGGCGAGGAGCUGUGGUCUUUCUACAACGCUCCGUGGGACAAGAGGGUCGACCUGGCCCGACAGCUGAUGGACAUCGCUGAGCAGCUCACCAACAAUGACUUUGACUUCGCCCUCUACCUGCUGGACGUGAGCUUUGAUAACUUCGCCGUGGGGCCGCGGGACGGAAAGGUCAUCGUGGUGGACGGGGAGAACGUCCUGGUGGCCGACAAGAGACUUAUCAAACAGAAUAAACCAGAGAACUAUGACGUGUGGUACGAGAGUCGCUUCGAGGACUGUGACAAGGAAGCCUGCCUGUCCUUCUCCAAGGAGUCUCUGUGUAACCGCGUCACCGUGGACCACAACUACUACGCUGUGUGUCAGAACCUGCUGUCUCGUUACGCCACGUGGCGAGGGACCACCGGCGGCCUGCUCCACGACCCCCCAGCCCACAUAGCCAAAGACGGCCAGCUGGAAGCGCUGUUGGACGAGUGCACCAACCCUAAAAAACGCUACGGACGCUUCUCGGCCGCCAAGGAGCUGAGAGACUACCUCACCCAGCUAGUGGCCUCCGCCUCGGCGAGGUAAUGACCAGAGCUGGCGGUUAGCGGUGGCCUACAUCUCAGCCGCACGGUGGUUCGGGUUAGGUGAGGGUUUGAUCUCCCCCUCUGACCUUAUCCCCGGGAACUUGACCAUGACCUUUGAACCUUGACACUCCUCCUCGUCUCCAAGUCCAGGAGAUCGCCACCCCGCUGGUCACACGGCAGCAGCUUUGAUCGGUCCUCUCGUCUCCUGGUGUCAACCAACCAGUGCAGCUUCAGAGGAAACUGAACUGACUGUGGUAGCUGGUUGGAGCUGAAGGACCAGGAGGAAGAGGAUCAGCCAAUGAGGAGAGCUUUAACCCGUGGUUAGGCUAACAUAGACUGUACAUGACUUCUCUCCUCCGCCCAGACCCUCUCUGUUUAUCCAUCAGGACUCUUGUGUUUGCUAUCAUUUUAUCUUAACCAUUCUUUCUUUCUGAAAACGUCCCUGUUGUCCUUUUUUGGUUUGGGGUGGAACGAAUCAGAACAGGAGCAUGUUGACAUUUAGUCUGUGGUGUGUAUGUUCUGUUCAGGAGGAUGGUCACUAACUCAACUCUCAACUCACGUGGAGACCUGAGCACAGCACCGCAGGUUAACAGAGGAAGACAAAGCCUUGGCUAUAAAAGUCUUUACUUCCUGCUAGUCUAAUUGAUCACUUGAAAACCAGUUCACCUGAAGUCGGGCAAUCAACGUUUUUAUAUAGGGAGGGAGGGACAGGAUAGUGAUGCCAAUGAGGACUGUGGUGGUGCAGAAUCUGAUAUUAGAUGUUGUGUGUGUUUACCAAAGAGGCUAUAUGAAACACUGAACUACCCCCCCCAGUACCAUGACACAACGCUGUUCUGGUCCUGUAUGACUGCCCAGAGGAACCUUCCCUCCAUCUGUCUGGCAACACAAUCUGCAUAGGAACGAAUCCAACUUAAGCCCAGGGUCAGAGUUAACCAGGCUCCCUUCUCUAUGUUAAAUCAGAGCUAAGCCCAGGGUCAGGGUUAACCAGGCUCCCUUCUCUGUGUUAAUUCAGAGCUAAGCCCAGGGUCAGGGUUAACCAGGCUCCCUUCUCUGUGUUGAAUCAGAACUAAGCCCAGGGUCAGGGUUAACCAGGCUCCCUUCUCUGUGUUAAAUCAGAGCUAAGCCCAGGGUCAGAGUUAACCAGGCUCCCUUCUCUGUGUUGAAUCAGAGCUAAGCCCAGGGUCAGUGUUAACCAGGCUCCCUUCUCUGUGUUAAAUCAGAACCAAGCUCCCUUCUCUGUGUUAAAUCAGAGCUAAGCCCAGGGUCAGAGUUAACCAGGCUCCCUUCUCUGUGUUAAAUCAGAACCAAGCUCCCUUCUCUGUGUUAAAUCAGAGCUAAGCCCAGGGUCAGUGUUAACCAGGCUCCCUUCUCUGUGUUAAAUCAGAGCUAAACCCAGGGUCAGAGUUAACCAGGCUCCCUUCUCUGUGUUAAAUCAGAACCAGGCUCCCUUCUCUGUGUUAAAUCAGAACUAAGCCCAGGGUCAGAGUUAACCAGGCUCCCUACUCUGUGUUAAAUCAGAACCAAGCUCCCUUCUCACAAAGCUCCCUUCUCACCAAGCUCCCUUCUCUGUGUUGAAUCAGUGAUUACUUCAAGAGAUAGUUAAAGGAAGGGUGGAUGCAUUUCCAAACAGACCCUAAGAAUUGGGCCACAGUGUGAAUGUUGCAUUGCCAUUGCAGUGGACUGCAGUACCCACAGAGUCUGUAAUUGAUAACUGACUCCAUGUCUGACUGUUUGAAAAAGGAAAUGUUGAUCCUUUCUUGUUCUGUGCGUUUUAUCUACUUCCUCAACAACCCAGAUUUGGCUCCUCACAUGUCGUAAUUUCACAGAGUUUUGUGUUCAUUAUUAAACGUUGCCUCCUCACUGCUCAGCUUCACUUUGAGCCAUCCAGCUUUAAAUGGCGUGUAAUGUUUUAUCUCCAACAAAUUAGCACAUUUGGGUUGAUUUUGCACUUGGUGGACCAAUAAAUUAAAGCCCAAGUAAUCAUCA